Seriola aureovittata is the source of this 3390-nucleotide messenger RNA. RefSeq lists its product as uncharacterized. Lineage: Eukaryota; Metazoa; Chordata; Actinopteri; Carangiformes; Carangidae. Gene Ontology annotation, molecular function: nuclear vitamin D receptor binding; nuclear thyroid hormone receptor binding; transcription coregulator activity. Gene Ontology annotation, cellular component: mediator complex. The record is from RefSeq and is a predicted model, not a curated record. Bases 186 to 1937 code for a protein of 583 amino acids. Gene Ontology annotation, biological process: regulation of transcription by RNA polymerase II; cellular response to thyroid hormone stimulus. The transcript has 17 exons.
CAUUUCUGACUCAUAUUUAUUUUUCCGCGUGGUUGAACAUUGCGUUAAAUAUAAUACAGAUUAAGGGCAGUGGUUGCCAGAUAAUUGAUUAAUUGGCUAAUCCGCAGUUAAAUGUCGUCACGUUUGCUCAGGAGGAGACUCUUUGUCAAGCCAGAAACACUGAAAUACACUUUCACGUGCCAGAGAUGAAAGCAAAGUCCAUAAUUUCUGACCUGCACCUGAAGUUUGCAGAGAGGACCUGGAAAGACACUUUUCAGCUUGUCAGGAGAUGCAUGGAGAAAUCCAGAGAUGAAUCCAAACCCUGUGAGCCACUGGUUCGAUCCCUAGAAAGGCUCCAGGAAGAGUUCAAUGUGUCCUCUAUGAAUACCAUGAGGUCUCGUCUGGAAAUGAUUGCCAAACAACAAGGAAUGGGCUUCCACGUCACUGAGGCCACAUGCUACCUCACAGCCGACUUAUUCUACCUGGAGGUGGUGUUGGAGCCGCACGGUGGGGUGGAGGAGGUGAAGGUGGCCCCACAGGGAGGAGCCCCUGUUUCCAGCGAGUCCCUUCUGCAGCUGCUGAGGUUAAAGAAGUUCGCAGACUUCUCCAUGAGCUUGGCGGCCCUCUUCACCCAGUACAACAUGCCUGGAGACAAUGAAAUCAAAUUAAAACUGUUUACAUCUCUACAAUACCUCUGGAAGGAUUUGCAGCAAAUAUCUCAAUUGCCAAGGGCACCAAAGGACGGUGACCCCCAGAUAGACAUGAUUAACAACGGACGUAUCGGAAGCCUAAUAGCCGGAAAAGAAGAUUGCCCCCUGACUAUCCGGUUCUUUAUCGCCCCCACUGAUGUAAAGAAAACAGAGUCACAAACAACAGAUAUGAAGGCAGGUGUCCAGGCAGCCCAGGUGACUGUUGGCGUCAGCGAUGUUCCUCACAAGCUCCAGAUGGCAUCUGUGAUCCCGCAGCCUCAACAGCUGGAUCCCCGGGGUUUUCCUGUGUUCCUGCCGCCCAACGAGGUGCCAAACGAGACGCUGCCCGCCUGCUUUCUCCUCAAACUGCAGCCAGCUGUACCAGUGAUUCUGUCUUUUGUCAACAAGCUGAGCCAAAUUACAGAUGUGACCAUACCAGAUGAUGACCUGCAGUGGGCACCCUUACCCAAGCUUCUGAUGAGAGGUUCACAGAGUGCAAACAGCCAUGGGGAGACAUCAGAUGAACAGGAUACUAUUUUUACAGUGCCUCUUCCUGGUGGCGUGAUGCACAGUUAUAUUCUCCCCGGAGCUGCAUGGCAGGCGCCCGCACAGAGGGGGACUGUGAUGGACAGUGUUCCCUUCACCCGCCCCGCACAUGUCCCGGCUAUACUGGACCUGCUGCGCCAUCAGUGUGUCAUUAACACCCUGCUGAGGAGCUGCGUCUCGUCUCAGUGUGCCGGUCCAGGUUCGGUUUGUGACCUGCACUUCGAAGUCCUCCCGGAGUCGGACACCAGCUUCUCUGUGACCUUCCACCAACCCAACACCGACUCCCUCGCUGUGUUGCUGGUGAACGUAUCGGAUUCUCAUCAGAUUACCUGCAGCUUGUUCGGAGCAGGAGGAUGUGAUCCGUCCAUGGGUGAAUACAUCUCCACUGUAAUGAAGAGGUGCAUGUCCGUUCCUGUGACCCUGAGGACAUUAUACAGUAAGCUCGAGGAAAUCACCUGUGCCCCACUUUCUCCCCCUGCACGCCCGGCCGCCACAGAGGCCGAAAACGAGCGCUCGCCUCCCUCGAGUACCGCGGUGACCGACGCUCGCAGCGCCUCGACCGAGUUGUCCCAGGCGGCAGCCGUGCCAGAGGACGGCUUCGGCGUUUCCGGCUCUGCGUGCUAUGCCAUGUCUGUCGCCGAUUCUGAGCUUCCUCCUGAAAUAAAUACAAGUCCUGCUGUCAACCCUUACCCAUUCACUGCUGUGGGUGUGUUUUCACAUUGAAUGGUCAACUGUCGGAGGUAAUCUAAACCAGAAACUGGUUUUAAAACUUGCGUUUGUUCCUCUUUUCUUCUUCUUUUUUUUAGAAUUGAAUAAAUGUUUUGGUAAAGAAGCUGUUUUUCCUUCACACAUCAAAUCAGGAAACAAGCCUCUAUUUUAUUUUGUUUUAUUCUGAAGAUGCUGUGAUAUCCCUUAUUGUCUGAUCUCCUGCAGAACGUUCAAGUGCUUCUUUACUAUGCAUUCCAGUGUGGCAGAGAUUGCUGGCUGUAAAGGUUUGAGGUUUGGCAUUUGACCUCUCUCCGACAGCCAAGAGCCCAUUUGAUUGGUGCCGUGCGAGCCAAUCAGACAUUGUUAAAGUACACAAUGCAUUCUUGAUAGCUCAUAAUAAUAAUAAUAAUAAUAAAGUAGCCAUCAACGCACUUCAUUUUAGAAAUAAUAAAAAAAGUAGCUCUGCUGGAUGCUUGAACAACAUGAAGGAUGUGGCUCGAUUGUGUCGGCCUGAUCAACAUAAUUAGUCUAGCAGCGUUUAAGCACUCUUAGUCACUUUUUCCUUUUGAGAGAGAAAAUAAAGUUUUGCACAAUGAAUAAAUGACAUUUGGUGUGAAAGUGUGGGAGUCGAAUACCUCUGUGGAAUGGAAAUUCCACGGUAACAAAUCUCCUGAUUACCGCCGAGCACCCUGCGCACACAAUUCUGCUUUUCCUGGGUGCCAGCCAAGACGGGUCUUACCGCUAUAGCACAAAUAUGACUAGUAGUCUGUAUACUAGCAAAUAUUCUGCCCUCUGAGAGGCAAAAAUGUGCCCACGUAAACCUCCGUCAUGCACCUUCAUUAUAGAAUAAACAGCCCUAUUUACCCUCCGUGUUGGGCCGCCUGCAGCUCCAUUGGCUGGGUGCAUUUAGAAAAGAAUUUAACAUGUAUUUGGAAUAUUGAGUCGACUGUCAACAGCUGACAACUGGUUGUGACCGGUGUUUACUUCUUUGGUAUCCAAUGACCUGUAUGACUGUUAAUUAUAGAAACACCCCCAACAUGUGUGGUUGAACCAUUCCCUCCUGUCAACAGGCCUUUAUGCUCAGAAUAUAUGAGAGCUUAUGUGUUCCUCAGUUCUGAUCGGUGGGGAAUGAAUCUGGUCAAAUACACAUGGGAUGACUUCACAUUUAAAAUAUAAUAAAGGGAAAUAACUGAUUGGGAUUAUGACUGCUUCUGACUGCUAUGUACUUUCUAUUUUUUUUUUUAUUUUAAAAAGAGCCAUGUGUCGUCAUGUGUUGUGUUUCCACCACUGUCUCUGAGGCGCAGUCUCGGGCCUUUUCUUUUUUGCCUUAUCUUUUUAUAAAACGUCCACAUCUCCCUCCGUGGUCUGCGGUCUCUUUAAAUCCAGAUCCAGUGGAGGAGAGCUGCGCGUCCUCACAAACUUUGUCUGGCCGCUGUGAUUGCCCGCACUCUGCCUGAUAAACAGCUGC